CAAUACGAUGAUGCUUUUUGGAAUAUCUACUUGUGCCACUAAGCUGUUCUGCUCUCUAACUGAAUUCUCACAAGAUCAGAUGAUUAUUUUGCUUCCAAUUGGGUGCGUUUGAUGGUUCAUAAAAAACUAAAACGUAACAUUUAUCGUUUAUUAGCUGAUAACACUGGAACAAAUAUUUAAUAUAAAAUGGAUAUAACGGAAGCGUUUCGCCAAGAAGAUAUUUCAAAAACUGACUUUUUUGAUUUUGUUGUGGCUCCAGAGAUGUUCAAUGAUCAACAGCACUUACAACUUGCAAAACAAAUGCGAUCGGUGGGAGUGUUUAUGGAAGGAAGAACGUCACAAAAUUCAGGAGAAGUAGAAGCAAAAGAACAAAAUAAUAAUAGUCUUCUAUCAACUUCUGCUAUUAUGACACCACAGUUAGCAGGGUUCGAUCAAUUCUGGGGAGCCACUUCGAAUGGAACAAUAGGAUCAUCGGACAACAAAGAUUCUGCUAGACUUAUGGAAUCUGCAAUUUUAGAAGAUUUGAGUAGAUAUUGUUGGACGCAGCCCGCUGAUGCAAGUUUACCUCCUAUGGGAACAAUAGGUGGCAACACAGACGGACAAAUUUAUACAUUAACAGUAUUAAAUGGGGGCUCGAGUCCAGAACCUUGGGUACCGCGAAAAGAUGAAUCUUCGAGUACUUCAGCGGUAGCAGCUUUAGACUUAGAAAGUAUUUUAGGAGGCCUUCCUGGGUUCACAACCGUUAAAUCAGAUGAUGGAUUUCAGUAUGAAGACAGUGGGUAUGCUGACACUUCAUGUGUGCUUAAAGAAGAAUCGACAUCGUCAUCUACAAAUAAUAACAAUAAUAAUAACGAUUGGAGAUUACAAGAUCAUAAUAAUGAUGCUGCAUCUGCUGAUUCCUUGCUUAGAAGUGCACUGCAAGGCAACAAAGGUUAUGCAAAAUGCAUCAAAACUGAUGAAGAAAGGCCUCCGGCUACUCCUACAGUUCUGUUUCCUAUAGUGCCUCCUGGUGAAGAGCCAAUGACUCCGUUCCCAUUUGAAGAAGAUGCAGUGGUAGUUACGUCUCGUCCAGUGGACGAUACUUUUUUGUCACAGCUCGAUGCGGCAUCAUUCCCAGAAGAUUAUGAGAAAAUAAAGAGAAUUGCCACAGAAGUCCAACAAUUUUGCGCCGAAACUUUUGCCCCACUUACUGGUGCAACGAUAGGGCAAACAGCGACUGUUACAAUCGGAGACUCAAUUGUAACAGUUAAGCCUCCUACAACUAAAAAAUAUAGAAAGACUUCUAAUAAAACGACUUCUGUGCAGCAUGCUAAUUCCACAACAAAUACCGGAUGUACAGGAACGACAAGAAAAGAGAGGUCUUUACAUUACUGUUCCAUUUGUUCAAAAGGCUUCAAAGAUAAGUAUUCUGUGAAUGUACACAUACGCACACACACAGGUGAGAAACCUUUUGCAUGUUCUCUAUGCGGGAAGAGUUUUAGACAGAAAGCACAUUUGGCGAAACAUUACCAAACUCAUCUUGCCCAAAAAACCGCUGCAACGGCCGGUAAUUCCCCAACUAGCAAAUCUAGCAAAAGGUAGCUACCAUAUGAUUUAUCGUACUUUGUAAAAUACAUGUUAUACGUGCUGUGAUCUAUUCGUCUCUCUGCGAUUUUGCUUUCAACAUUUUACCAAGAUCUUUAAUGCUUAUAUACUUUUAC
This is a messenger RNA of Ctenocephalides felis (cat flea), 1700 nucleotides long. Its product is annotated as zinc finger E-box-binding homeobox 1-like. Bases 187 to 1581 code for a protein of 464 amino acids. The transcript is spliced from 3 exons. Gene Ontology annotation, cellular component: nucleus. The record is from RefSeq and is a predicted model, not a curated record. Lineage: Eukaryota; Metazoa; Arthropoda; Insecta; Siphonaptera; Pulicidae.